AUGAACUCUUGGGUCUCCGGUGACUUAACCAACACUCAAAUCUUCUGUCUCCAGUGUCUCGAGGGUCUGCGCUACAAUCCCACUUUCCCACAUUUGGCUGCUUGUCUCUACUUUCUGGCCUUCUGCGCUAAGAGUGACAAAAGGACAGAGUGUAUCCUUUUUAUCUCUUAUUUACGAGUUUAUUGUGCUGAAAACGCCGACGAUGUGAUUGAUUGUCUGCAGAACAAGUGCAAUACCAAAGCGCUGCGCUUCAAUCUGCCCUGGUCUCUGCUGGAGUCCUUCAAUGGCACCUCUAAGAGUUUCUUUGAACUGGCCAACAACGAGAACGUCACAGCUUUGUGCAACGGUGACAUCAAUGGGGACAGCGAAGUGGAUGGAGGUGGGGAUGGGGAGUACUUUAUAGCGCCGCCCGCUUGGUAUCAUCACUCCUGCAAUCAUUUCACUCCCGAGAAUUACGAAUCGCUCGCUCUCUUCUGUCUCGAGAUGGGCCUUCGUGAACUUGGUGUGGCCUUCGCAGUACGAGCCCAUCAGGAGUCGAAGCGCCGCGAGUCACCCGAUUUCUGCGUCAACGACGGUGAUGGCACCUCUACCACCACCACCUCCUCUUUCCUCCGAAUCCCCAGUCUUAGUCUCCCCCUUCUGCGCCAUCUUGAUCUCCCGCUGCCUCUUCGACAGGAUGAGGAGGGUUGGUUGGGUUGUUUUUUUGUUAUUGAUAGAAAGUCCUUACCUCCUGCUCUUUUUCCCUUUCAUGCCUUGAAUCCAUUUCAUCAGAUGUGCAUCGAAGCGAAAACCGUGCUCCCAUUCUUCCACUCCAUAGGCUUGCCUACCGACGACUUAGAAGCUAUCUUUCCCUCUGUAUCGUCGAGUCAACCACCUCAAAAGCCUCAGCCUGAGGAGAGUGCAGUGCGAAGACGGGCGCGUGGUUCCAUCCUCAAGAGUCCCUCCUGCAGCAACGAUUGUGAUAGACUCGUCCACUCGGACGCUACCGGUGAUGACGGUGGUGUGUGCCACGAUAGUCCACGAGUGGAGAAGCGUGUCCGUUUCUCCCUUUCUGCUUCUCACCCUCCUCCCGACAUUGAGGCCGAGUUUGGAGGACGUAGCAACAGUCAGCGCCUCCAGGAUAUGGCGCGUCGUCGCGGCUACCUCUAUCCUACAGACGACGUAAUCAGCACCGGUAAUGACAACGACGACAGUGAUGACUCUGGUGGUGGCGCUUUCGAUCGUCUAGUGGGAGUUUUCUGGCCUGACGGAAGUAGAAAUGGCGGCCAUCGCCGAUUGAGGUGGCGAGGACGGCGACGCUAUCAUCACCAUAAUUUUGGCAGGUGUCUACUGGAUGUCAGUGCUUUCCUCACCUGUCUCUUUGCUCUCCUCAUUUUCUCCCUCCUUUUCCUCUCUCUUGUUGUGUGUAUCCCAUUGGCCUGGUUCACCACCUCCACCGGUGAUGGCACGGUACUGACCGGAACCUGCAUUCGACUACUGAAUGCAUUCGGUCUGCAUGCACUUCUGGCAAGAUGA
Messenger RNA from Hydatigera taeniaeformis, 1515 nucleotides. The record is from the annotation of a GenBank genome assembly. Lineage: Eukaryota; Metazoa; Platyhelminthes; Cestoda; Cyclophyllidea; Taeniidae.